This is a messenger RNA of Baudoinia panamericana UAMH 10762, 1670 nucleotides long. RefSeq lists its product as uncharacterized. The transcript has a single exon. Gene Ontology annotation, molecular function: proteasome binding. The coding region runs from base 257 to 1420 and encodes 387 amino acids. The record is from RefSeq and is a predicted model, not a curated record. Lineage: Eukaryota; Fungi; Ascomycota; Dothideomycetes; Mycosphaerellales; Teratosphaeriaceae.
UAGUAAGGUGGAUCACGUGCGGGUAACGUUUUGUCAUCACAGUCCGGAAGAGGCGUCGUAGGCGCAGCGCCGCCUGGCUUUCUCGGACCUUCUCUUGCCGCUGUCACGCUACAACGUCCAUAACGGCACAUGGAGUGUGUGAUCACGUAACCAGACUAAGUACAACCAUCUCGUCCUCUAUUCUUCUCUCAUCCCCACCAUCUGCGCCAUACCUCUUUCUCAACGCCACCGUACACUGCGCUAUCCAACUUCUAACAUGACAGCGUGCGACUUACUCCGACCGGCAACCCCGGACGACCUCGAACCGCACUCUCACCCUUCGCCCACCCCCAGCUCAAACCUCGACAUCGACCUCGACAGCGACAGCGAGCCAGAAGAACCAGCACUCACCCUAACCAUCCACCUCCACAACAAACCCAUCGACCUCCCCUUCUACCACCCCGACGCCACCAUCCAAGACCUCUCCGACACAGUAGCAGAAACCCUCCACAUCCCCCCGGCCAACCAAAAGUUCCUCAUCACCCCCAAAACUGGCCUCCUGAAACCACCGUUCAAAGACCCCUCGCUACCCCUCCAAACCUUGCUAGACAAAAAGAUCGUCCUCAUGGGCGCCACCACAACCGAAGUCUCCGAGCUGCUGGACGACAUCGCCCUCCGCCAGACCCGCAUGCUGAAACGCCGCGAAGCCCUCCGCGCCGGGCGGAAGGUCCAAGCGUCCAAAACUCGCGACUGGAAGAAAGUGCAGGACGAGAGCAGAUACACCUUCCACACCCUCCGGCCCCUCCCCUACCUCCCCAACCCCGCCAAAUCCCUGCGCUACCUCGAGCGCCUGCGCGACGACGCCGGCAUCAAAGCCGCCAUGCGCUCGCACGGGUUCUCAGUCGGAUUACUUACCGAAAUGAAUCCCGCCGAGCAUACCACUCACGAGUCCAAGACGCUCGGUUUGAACAGGAAUAGAGGGGAGGUGAUCGAGUUACGUCUGCGAACGGAUAGUUAUGACGGGUAUCGGGAUUACAAGGUCAUCCGCAAGACGUUGUGUCACGAAUUGGCGCAUAAUGUGUUUGGGGAGCACGAUCGGAAGUUUUGGGAUUUGAUGCAGGAGAUUGAGCGGGAGGUUGAGAGGAAUGAUUGGCGUGCAGGAGGUCAUUCGGUGGGUGGGGAGGAAUUCUUCAAUCCGCGCGAUGAGGGGGUUGAUAACGAUGAUGUGGAUGGUGGGGAGGCGGAUGAGGGGGGGUGGACGGGCGGGGAGUAUGUGCUUGGGGUUGGGGUUGGUGUUGGUGGUGCUUCGUCCAUGACGGAAAGCAGGAGUGAGGAGGGGCCGUUGAGUCGGCGGGAGAUUUUGGCGCGGGCGGCGGAGGAGAGGAUGAGGAGGCAGGAGGAGGUUAAGAAGGCGAAGGCGAGGGAUACGGAGGCGAAGUGAAUGGCCAUUAUCCCUUCGUUACUAGCUAUGCCUGUCAGCGUUCAAGCGAGGCGUCUUGGGAAGCUCCAGCUGAAUGAGAAUUUGAUUUUUGGCAAUGUUUGUCUUUGGUCAAUGCUUGUGCUACCGCUACUGCUGCUCUUGUUGUGGAGCUAUUCUCUACACUGCGCUACGCUAUACCCAACAAAGUUAAUGACAUACGCUCGUCGCUCGCCGUCGACCAUAACGCUUUUGGGGGUAUCUUAUGCUGAAA